Messenger RNA from Equus quagga, 1942 nucleotides. It is a transcript of the gene SMS, whose product is annotated as spermine synthase. Gene Ontology annotation, biological process: spermine biosynthetic process. The transcript is spliced from 11 exons. Lineage: Eukaryota; Metazoa; Chordata; Mammalia; Perissodactyla; Equidae. Bases 370 to 1467 code for a protein of 365 amino acids. The record is from RefSeq and is a predicted model, not a curated record. Gene Ontology annotation, molecular function: spermine synthase activity.
CCGGAAGGCGUGCCACGCGGUUUAAACCUAAGGUGCCCUCUCGGCCGGCGGGAGCCCGCCCGAUCCCCGGCGCGGGGCGCGGCCCUCGGUGACGCACGCCGGGGAGAGCGGCGCCCACGUCUCCACCAUUACAUUCGCGAGGCCUUCCACCCUGCGCGCCGAGUUCGGGGCUGCAGGCGUCCUCGCUUCCUCCCUCCCGGAGGCGGGCCGACCCCGCCCCGCGCCCCGAGUCGCUCCCGGCGGUCCCUCCCACCGCCGCCCGGCCUCCCCCCGGCGCGGCGCCCUCCCCGCCGCCGCAGCCUGACACGCCGUGCGGCCCCCGUCUCCCGCGGCUGCCUCGCCAGGCAUGGCACAGGGCCUCGCCUCACUAUGGCAGCAGCACGGCACAGCACGCUCGACUUCAUGCUCGGCGCCAAAGCUGAUGGUGAGACCAUUCUAAAAGGCCUCCAGUCUAUUUUCCAGGAGCAGGGGAUGACGGAGUCGGUGCACACCUGGCAGGACCAUGGCUAUUUAGCGACCUACAUAAACAAAAACGGCAGUUUUGCCAAUCUGAGAAUUUACCCACAUGGAUUGGUGUUGCUGGACCUUCAGAGUUAUGACAGUGAUGCGCAAGGCAAAGAAGUUGACAGUCUUUUGAAUAAAGUAGAAGAAAGAAUGAAAGAAUUGAGUCAGGACAGUACUGGGCGGGUGAAGCGAUUGCCACCCAUAGUUCGAGGAGGGGCCAUCGACAGAUACUGGCCCACUGCUGAUGGCCGCCUGGUUGAGUAUGACAUAGAUGAAGUGGUGUAUGAUGAAGAUUCACCUUAUCAGAACAUUAAAAUCCUACACUCGAAGCAAUUUGGAAAUAUUCUCAUCCUUAGUGGGGAUGUUAAUUUGGCGGAGAGUGAUUUGGCGUAUACCCGGGCCAUCAUGGGCAGUGGCAAAGAAGAUUACACUGGCAAGGACGUACUGAUUCUGGGAGGUGGAGAUGGGGGCAUAUUAUGCGAAAUAGUCAAACUGAAACCAAAGAUGGUCACUAUGGUAGAGAUUGACCAAAUGGUGAUUGAUGGGUGUAAGAAAUACAUGCGAAAAACAUGUGGCGAUGUCUUAGACAAUCUUAAAGGAGACUGCUAUCAGGUUCUAAUAGAAGACUGUAUUCCAGUACUGAAGAGGUACGCCAAAGAAGGGAGAGAGUUUGAUUAUGUGAUUAAUGAUUUGACAGCUGUUCCGAUCUCCACAUCUCCGGAAGAAGAUUCCACAUGGGAGUUUCUCAGACUGAUUCUUGACCUCUCAAUGAAAGUACUGAAGCAAGAUGGGAAAUAUUUUACACAGGGGAACUGUGUCAAUUUGACGGAAGCCCUGUCGCUCUAUGAAGAACAGCUCGGGCGCCUGUAUUGUCCUGUGGAAUUCUCGAAGGAGAUCGUCUGUGUCCCUUCAUACCUGGAAUUGUGGGUGUUUUACACUGUUUGGAAGAAAGCUAAACCUUGAAGAUCGUAUCCCCAAAUCACGUGUGCUGCACAUGGCCUUCCUGACCUUCAAAUGCUGUACAUGACAUUGGAACGCGUCAGGCAAUUGAUCGUGAAUUCCUUCAAGUUUUCUUUUUUAAUUAUUAUUUUUAAUUUAAAAAAGCAAAUGGAAAAUGUAUAUUUUGAUGAGCUAGGGUGUUAUGUUCUUUGAAAGUCAGCUGAAGGAUGAUUAGACAGCACAGCGAAGGCUGCUAAAUGCACUGAACCCCUAGAAUGUGAUUUUCGUUACUUUUUUCUGUGUGGGCUCUUUUCCUUUGUAUUUUGGUAGACUUUGAAUUUGCUUGUUUGGAGGAAUGAACAUCAUUGUUUCGUUCUGGAGAGAAGUUCUUGAUGGUGUUUCUUUCUGCAAAAAUUGACUUAGAUGUUACAAUUUGGUGCUUAUAAGAAAGUUAAAAAAAAUGAAUAGCAAUGCUUCAAUUAAAAUUACAAAUGAGAAA